Carassius gibelio (silver crucian carp) is the source of this 4871-nucleotide messenger RNA. RefSeq lists its product as uncharacterized. Gene Ontology annotation, biological process: adenylate cyclase-activating G protein-coupled receptor signaling pathway; cell surface receptor signaling pathway. Gene Ontology annotation, molecular function: G protein-coupled receptor activity. Bases 1 to 4209 code for a protein of 1402 amino acids. The transcript has 25 exons. Lineage: Eukaryota; Metazoa; Chordata; Actinopteri; Cypriniformes; Cyprinidae. The record is from RefSeq and is a predicted model, not a curated record. Gene Ontology annotation, cellular component: membrane.
AUGUCUAAUGCUAAGGCUGUCCUGCAAGGGUGUGAUGACUACUGGACCUUACAGGAGAAGGAGCGUAUGCCUGUGCUCUUUCAAACCACGGUAUGCGUGGACAUACAGGUCCUUUCCCCAGGCGAGUGGACAGCAUUUAACUAUGUCUCGGCCCCUGCACCCAGCUAUGAACUUGCUCUGCAAGGGGAUGCAAACAACCUGUACGCCUGGUUGUUGGGUGUACGCCACCAGUUCCCUGUCCAGCUGACCACUAAUCGCUGGUACCACAUAUGUCUACGGUUGGACGCCCCUCGCAAAAGCUUCAGCCUGACGAUAGGUGGCAACUCGGAAGUAUUCCAGCGGACCGUCAUUGCCCGAACAAUCCGUCCUUCAGGGCGUCUUCUGCUGGGUUGCCAGCCAAACAAAGCCUCCCCUGGGGCAAAAAUGGCCACCGUGGAGCUCUACCUGUUCCGCAUUUGGGACGAUGUUGGUGAGCACAAAGCCUGCGAGGAUGGGACAGUGAUUGGCUGGGACUCACGACUUUGGGCCAUCACACGAGCCCAGGCUAGAGUCCAAGAUUAUACAUUGCAAUGUGGUCUAGGGCAUCUGCGUAUGAAACGCAGUGCAGACAGUACUACAACUUCAUCCACAUCCCAAGUUUCAGCCAGCACCCCAGAGUUUGUCUCGACAUCUAGUCCACUCCAAAUGAUUUUGACUUCAAUAAUCACUGGUUCACUGAAAUCCAUCACCCAAGGCAAAGGACUGUGCCCAGAGCACGAUAUUGCGCCCUCUGGAGGGGGUUUUGUGUACUGCACAUCUCCAAUGUCUUAUGAAGAUUUCUGCAAGACCCAGGGUCCUGUCAGUGUGACAUGUUCUUAUAAUGAGAAUGGUUUCAUUCCUAAAGAAUUCACUAAUCAAUUCUGCAAUGAGACCUAUUAUGCUGUUCGUCUAAAUAUUACAAGCCCAGAUGUGAAUUUCAUCUACAUUCAGAACAUGUACAACAAAUAUGACACACAAUACAACAACCUCACCAGUCAGCACAACAGAUACAACAUACAAAACAACAACCUCACCAGUCAGCACAACAGAUACAACACACAAUAUAUCAACAUCACCAAUCAGUACAACAAAUAUGACACACAAUAUGAUAAUCCCACCAGUAAGCACAACAGGUUCACCAUUCAAUACAACCACCUCACCAGUCAGCACAAAAGAUACAACAGACACUAUAAUAACCUCAUCAGUAAGCACAACAGUUACUUCAAACGAUAUACCAACAUCACCAUUCAAUACAAUCCCACCAGUAAGCAGAACAGGUACACCAUACAAUACAACAACAUCACCAGUCAGCACAACAGAUACAACACACAAUAUAAUGACCUCACCAGUCAGCACAACGGAUACAACACACAAUAUAACAACCUCACCAAUCAGCACAACAGAUACAACAAACAAUAUAACAACCUCACCAAUCAGCACAACAGAUACAACAAACAAUACAAGAACCCCACCAGUCAGCACAACAGAUACAGCAGACAAUAUAAUAACCUCACCAGUCAGCACAACAGAUACAACACACAAUAUAACAAGCUCACCAAUCAGUACACCGUACAAUACAACAACCUCACCAGUCAGCACAACAGAUACAACAGACUAUAUAAAAAGCUCCCCAGUCAGUACAACAGGUACCUCAAACAAUAUACCAACAUCACCAAUCAGUACAACAAAUAUGACACACAAUAUAACAAUCCCACCAGUCAGUGUAACAGUCAGCGCAACAGAUACAACAUACAAUACAACAACUUCACCAGUCAGCACAACAGAUGCAACACACAAUACAACAACCUCACCAGUCAGCAAGCCAGAUACAACACACAAUAUUACAAGCUCACCAAUCAGCACAACAGGUACAUCAAACAAUAUACCAACAUCACCAAACAGUACAACAAAUAUGACACACAAUAUAAUAAUCCCACCAGUAAUCACAACAGGUACACCAUACAAUACAACAACCUCACCAGUCAGCACAACAGGUACAUCAAACACUAUACCAACAUCACCAAACAGUACAACAAAUAUGACACACAAUAUAAUAAUCCCACCAGUAAGCACAACAGGUACGCCAUACAAUACAACAACCUCACCAGUCAGCACAACAGAUACAACACACAAUAUAACAACCUCACCAGUCAGCACAACAGAUACAACACACAAUAUAACAACCUCACCAGUCGUUACAACAGAUACAACAAACAAUAUAACAACCUCACCAGUCAGCACAACAAUCAGCAUAACAGAUACAACACACAAUAUAACCAGCUCACCAGUCAGCACAAGAGAUACAACAAACAACAAAAGAACCUCACCAGUCAGCACAACAGAUACAACACACAAUAUAACAAGCUCGCCAAUCAGCACAACAGAUACAACCUCACCAGUCAGCACAGCAGUCUGGAUCUAGGCCGAACAGUGCUGUCUGUCAUCAACAACUUUCUAAACAGCUCUACAGAUACUGUGUCUGCCUCCUCAAACCGAUUAAUCAAAGCUGUGGAUAAUUUGGGUCUGAAACUUGUGAUUGGGGACCAGACUGAAAACAUCGCAUUUAAUUCACUUGCUUUGACUGUGACCAAAGUUGAUGGGACCAACUUUGGGAAAACAUCACUCACAAUUGCAGAUCCCUUAAACCCACAGGUGACAAAAGGACUUCAAAGACAAGUCAGGGCAGUGGAAAGUUCCUCCCCCAUGGCUAAAAUAACACUACCUGCAUCUCUGACAGAGAACCUCUCUCCAGAAGAAAAGAAGAUAGCCUCUAGAGUCCAGUUCACCUUCUUUCAGAAAAGCACAUUUUUUCAGGAUAAAACCCUGAGUCCAAAGAAGCUGAACAGCUACAUUCUAGGCUCUAGUGUGGCUAACCUGUCAAUCAAAAACCUGAGGGAGAAUGUUAUAUUUACUCUGAGGAAUCAGCAGCCCAUUGCGGGGAACUAUGUAGCUUCCUGUGUUUUCUGGGACUUUGACCAAAACGGAGGUUUAGGAGGCUGGAAUGGCAGCGGCUGCUCUGUCACAAACAGCAGCACUGAGAACGAAACUGUCUGCAGCUGCAAUCACUUGACAAGCUUUGCUGUACUACUGGACAUUAGCCGGCAAGGUAUAUCUGACCGUUUGCAGAACACCAUCCUCACCUUCAUUACUUAUAUCGGAUGUGGCGUGUCUGCCAUUUUCCUCUCGGUUACGCUGAUCACCUACCUCGCAUUUGAAAAACUCCGCCAUGACAUCCCUUCGAAGAUCUUGAUCCAUUUGUGUUUCGGCCUGCUCAUGCUGAAUUUGGUAUUCUUGGUGGACUCGUGGCUGGCGCUGUACAAAGAUGCUGUAGGCCUGUGCAUUUCCACAGCCUUCUUCCUGCACUACUUCCUGUUGGUCUCCUUCACCUGGAUGGGACUGGAGGCUCUGCAUAUGUACCUGGCCAUCGUCAAAGUCUUCAACAACUUCAUGUCCCGAUACAUGCUAAAAUUCUCCCUGGCAGGCUGGGGAAUCCCUUUGGUUGUCGUCAUUAUUGUGAUUGCGGUGAACAAAGAUAACUAUGGCCUCGUAAGCUAUGGGAAAUUUUCUGACGGAACUACAGAUGAGUUUUGUUGGCUGAGCAAUGACAUAGCAUUCUAUGUGGCCGUUGUGGCGUACUUCUGCGUCGUAUUUGUGUUGAACCUGGCAAUGUUCGUGGUGGUGAUGGUCCAUCUGAGACGAAUCAAGCGCCGAAACCCUCACAAUAAUCUGUACCGCAGCGGCUUGCAUGACCUUCGUAGCAUCGCAGGACUUACGUUCCUGCUCGGGCUUACAUGGGGCUUUGCCUUCUUCGCCUGGGGGCCGGUCAAUUUGGCCUUUUCAUACCUGUUUGCCAUCUUUAAUUCCCUACAGGGAUUUUUUAUUUUUGUUUUCCACUGUGCUCUGAAAGAAAAUGUCCGUAAACAUUGGAGAAUGUACCUCUGUUGUGGCAGUUUACGAUUGGCUGAGAAUUCAGAGUGGAGUCGGACAGCCACACAGAGCAACCACACUAAAAAGACUUCGAUCAUGACGGCAGAUUCAGGGACCCGCAGUGUACCCCGAAGCUCAGUGAGCAGUGAUGAGUCAGUGCCAUCCCAAGGCAUCGGCUCAAUGCUGGAUGACAGUGUGAUCAUGUCAGGGGAAGCAAAUGACGAUGUGAUCAUCAAUGAAAUGAACAGACAAAUCUAUUCUUAGAAGAGGAAUAUAAACACAAGACAGGAAAAUAGGUGAAGAAACAGACCUUUUCUAUCAGGCCUGAAAAAAAAAUGUAUUACCAAGAUGAGAAUCUAAUGACUCGGCUCAAAAUAUCUUCUCAUCAGUUUGUCUGAAUCAAUGUUACAUGCAUUAAAGCUUUCAGCAUUUAGCUUUAUAGCCAGACAUUUCGUUAUCUGUUAGAACUGGGCUGCUCACAGCAGAGUAAUGAAUAGCAAGAGCAUGUACCUAUGGGAGUCAAUAUGUAAGAAGAUCUCUCUGUACCGAGAAGUGAGGUAUAUUACGCUUUUGGGGUUUUAAACUCCUAUAUAUUUUCAGCAAACAGUAUUAAACACCUCUUCUGCAAAAAAUAAAUGAAGCACAGAUGAUGCAUUGCAUCAGAUGGUACUUAAUAAAGGUUUUAUAAUUGAUGAAGGACUACAUUUAAAAUGAAGGAAAACAUUCGGUCUUAAAAAGCAUGUAUAUCUGUCAGACACCUUGUAGAAAGACUGAGAUACAGUAUGUUCUGUUUUCCAUAUAGCUCUUUAUUUUUAUAGUCACUCUCAGUUUUGUAGUUUUUACAUAGAGGAUAAAAUAUAAUGAAUAUGCUAAUGGAUCAAAAAAUGUGUUACAUGUAAUCAAAUUUGCUUUCUUUGUACUGCGUA